Symbiodinium sp. CCMP2592 is the source of this 2736-nucleotide messenger RNA. NCBI's taxonomy places the organism in Eukaryota, Dinophyceae, Suessiales, Symbiodiniaceae. The record is from the annotation of a GenBank genome assembly.
AUGAUGAUGACGAUGAUCAUGCGAUCAUAUAUAAGCUACAUCAAGCCCCAGGAGGCCGUUGCAUACCGGAACGUAGGCCACAGGAGCUGCACCAAGCCACCACAUCGCCUUUUCGAGACUUUUCCUUAUGUUGCUCCGCUCUUCAGUGUGACCGUGGAGGAAGUUUCGGCGUUCAGCCUCGUUGUGCUCGGCGCGCCGGGUCUUUUCGCCAUGGGUCGCUACGGGAAAGAGCUUGGAGCUUUAGAGAAGGACCCUGCAGGCAAGUAUCUGGAGGAGGCAAGGCGGCAACGCAAGGAGCGUCUGGGCUGGACCGCUUCUACCGUUAGGGUGCACGAGGCCGACGGAACUUGGCCAUCUGCCGAUCUGCCUGAUGGUGCGAGCGAAGAGGUGGUGACACAACUCCUGGAGGGGCUCACUGUGGGCUCUCGGAUUUCCUUUCGAGGCCUUGGGAAGGAAGACAGGGCCUUGGUGCACUCCCUGGCCCAUCGCCUUCCCGGCCUCUCGAAGUCCUCCCGUGCCGAUCCAGAUGCAGAAGGACAGCGAAUGGUCUGCGUGGAGCGUGUGAUGCCCGCGGCAGCCAUGCCGGCAGCAGAAGCUGCCAAGUCAGAGCCAGAUGCCGAUCCUGUUUUGCCUCGGCGAUCGCGCUGGCGACGUGCAGCCGGUGUCACCGAGGGCUCUGCUCCGGCCCAGCCUUCUGCCGACGUGUUGCCUGCCACUGGAUACCCGCUCCUGCAGGAGCGCACUCCCGCACCGUCGGCCAUGCCCGUCCCCACCCCGAGCAGACCAGCAGGAUUGAACUCAGCGUUUUCCAAGGUGAAAAGUCUUGGCAUCGUCUGGCUGCGGGACGAUAUGCGCCUUGAGGACAAUCCGGCCUUGUUCUACGCGGCGCAGGGCGGAUUCGACGCUGUGCUCCCCCUCUUCAUCUUGGAGCCUGACACCUGUCAUCCGCUACGAGGUGCCGGCCGUUUCUGGAAAUAUCAAUCGCUUCGGAUCUUCACCGGCACACUGAACAGACUCGACAGCUGCCUGGUCCUACGCCGUGGGAACGCUGCAGAGGAGAUUCCCCGGCUGCUCCUCGAGCUGGGCCUGCUCAGGGAUAUGCGAUCAACCGUUACGGUUCGGGUGCAGCUUUCUUUCAACCGCCGCGGCGAGCCCUGGCACCAAAGCUCAGACGAAGAGGUUGCCACCAGGCUUCGUGCCUACGGUAUCGAGGUCGAGAGCUAUCCCGGCAACGUCCUCUACGAGCCGCAGGAUCUGCAGCCCAUCGAGCGCUGGCAGAGGUGGCGGGCCAGGGUCCGGGCAGAGGAGGCAGCGGCCCGAGGGCUUCCGGCGGACUCGGCGGCAGCGAGCGGCAAGCCCAAGCAGCUGGAGCACAUCAGCGGCUUUGGCAGCUACCGUUUCUUCUCCCAUGCUCUGGAGGAGCUGGGCCCACCUCCCUUUCCCUUGGGCACAGUGGACCGGCUCCCCCGCUGCCCGGGCGUUGCCUCGGAGGACUUGGAUGCUUUGGGACUGGGCGAGACCUCAGGUCGAGGCUUCUCCGCGGACUUUCGCCAGAGCGCCAGCCACAAAUCUGGCGACUGGGCUGCCGGCAUCAGGUCAUGGUGGAAGGUUGGUGAAGCUGCGGCGAACGAGCGGCUUGGACACUUCCUCGACUCUGUGCUGGCUGCGGGUGAUUUCGAAGGUCGGAAGCGAUUGCUCUGCCAUGAGCGGAACACAUCCGAGCUUUCCCCGUACAUCCGCUUCGGAGAGAUCUCAGCUCGAAAGGUUUACUGGGCAGCGAAGCGCCGCAGAGAGCGAACCAAUCAGAAGCUCUUCGAGAAUCCCGGCUACGAGUACGUGGGAAGGCACGCGAGCUAUCAGGGAAAUCGGGACGAGGCCACCAAAGCCAAUGCAACAUUCCUCCGGCGCUUCAUCUGGCGGGACCUGUCCUACUGGUUCCUGUGGCAGUUCCCGAGCCUGCCACGGACGUCCUUGCGACCGCAGUACGAGGAGCAGACCUGGAGCGGCACCCGCCGGCAGCUGCGGCACUGGCAAAGAGGUUCCACUGGGUUCCCUCUUGUCGAUGCAGCCAUGCGGCAGCUUUGGGCAGUGGGCUGGAUGCCGAACUACCUGCGCCAUGUGGUGGCGCAGACGCUCAUCGAGUACUUGGACCUGACUUGGAAGCACGGCCUGGAGUGGUUUGACUGGACCCUUGUGGACAUAGACGUGGCGAUCAACAGUUUCAUGUGGCAGAACGGUGGCCACUCCGGCCCUGACCACUGGGAGUUUGUACUUCACCCGGUGAACGCUGCCAAAAGCUGCGAUCCAGAGGGGCACUAUGUCCGGCGAUGGCUGCCCUUCUUGGCCGGAUGCCCUACUGAGUACAUUCACAGGCCCUGGGAGAUGCCCCUGCGCGUCGCGCGGCCGCUGGGGCUUCCCAAGCCGGAGCCGUUGGUUCGGGAUCUCGACGCGGCGCGACGGGCCCAUUGCAGGCAGGUGUUGGAGGUCCGGCGAAAGCACCCGGAGAUGGUCUCCCGAACGGGCCAUGAAUGGCUUCGCUUGGGUGGCGGGCUUUUAGCAAAGCUUGUGACUAGGCAAGAGUUCCGCGCAGAGACCGAGGACUUCAUCUUUUACCAGGGACCGAGGCAAAAAGGCUCCAAAGGCGGAUCCAAAGGUGGAGGGCUGGAUUCUGGACGCAGCGUGCUUGCGGAGGAGGUGCAAAGGCACGAAAGCGACACCUUCGGCCCUGGCCUUUGA